Plasmodium gallinaceum is the source of this 6960-nucleotide messenger RNA. RefSeq names its product DEAD/DEAH box helicase, putative. The record is from RefSeq and is a predicted model, not a curated record. Gene Ontology annotation, cellular component: nucleus. NCBI's taxonomy places the organism in Eukaryota, Apicomplexa, Aconoidasida, Haemosporida, Plasmodiidae. Gene Ontology annotation, molecular function: nucleic acid binding; ATP binding; ATP hydrolysis activity. The coding region runs from base 1 to 6960 and encodes 2319 amino acids. The transcript is spliced from 5 exons.
AUGAAAGUAAGAUUAAAUGAAAAAAUAAAAGAAAAUACAUAUUAUGAAUAUGCUAAUAAACAUAAUACCUAUAAUAUUGAUGAUGUAGUAGAUAUAAUAAAAGUAAAUCCAUUUUAUAAAAAAUAUGGUGAUUCAUGUUAUGUGGAAAAAUGUAAUUAUUUUGAUAUAAAUAAUAAUAAUCUUGAACAAAAAUUUUUAGGAAUAUUAAAAAAGGAAAAGAAAUAUUUAAAAAAUAUAUUACAAAAAUAUAAUAGAGAAGAAAAAGGGAAGGAAAAAUGUGAAAAUGAAAAAGAUGAAAAGGGUUUAAUGUAUGUAUAUAAAUUUUGCCAUAAUAUUCUAGAAAACAAAGAAGAUAUUAACAAAUCAAAAGGGUAUAUUAUUAUAAAUAAAAAUAACAUUAUUAAAAAAAUAUAUAUAUAUGAAUUAGGUGAAUUACUUACAGAAAUCAUAUACAUAACAUUAACAAAAGAUGAUAUAGAAAACGGUUUAUUAAUUUUAUUGGGAGAAAAAUACUUAGAUUUCAUAAUUAAUAUUAUUAAAAAUAAAGAAGAUAUAAGGAAAGAUAUGAAAUUAUUAAGUAAACAAGUAGAUAUAAAAGAAAAUACUUUGGUGGCUAAUUUUUUUAUAACUAAUAAAUUAUCAAAGAAAGUAAAAAACCAAAGUGCUUUAAAUAAAAAGGAAAAUAUUACAAAAAUAAUAGAUUACUUUUUAUAUUCUUUAAAAGAAAGCUGUCUUGAAGAAGUUAAAAAAAUUUACAUACCUAAUGAAGAUGAUAAAUUGGAGGAAAUCAAUGUUCCGAAGAAUACUAUAUAUACUUAUUCAGAUAAUUUUACAAAAGUAAAAAUUAAUAGAUUAGAAAAUUUACAGUUUGAUAAGAAGGAUUUAGUAUCAGUAAAUAUAUUACCUUUUUGGUGUAAGUAUAUUUUUGAUUUUGAAUAUUUUAAUUAUAUUCAAUCAAAAGUUUUUAAGGCAGCAUUUCAAACUAAUAAAAAUUUAUUAGUUUGUGCUCCAACUGGAUGUGGUAAAACUAAUAUAGCUUUAUUGGUCAUAUUGCAACAAAUUAUAUUAUUCUGUGAACAAAAUAAUAUUAAUUUAAAUAAAAUUGUAAAAUCCUACUUACUUAAAAAUAAUAUUAAUUAUCAAGAGAACAAAGAAGAAAAAAAUGAAGAACAAGAAAGAACAAAAAAAAAUAAGGAAAAUUAUGAUAAUCAAAAAAAUGAAAAAAAUAACAUGAGUGAUUCAUUUAAAAAAGAUGAUAAAUGUGAAGAUGAUAAGGAUAGCCGAGAUGAUUACAGUACUAUAAGUGAUAAAAGUAAAAAAUUUUUUGAGGAUAAUAUUUCUUCACAUAGUUACUCCGAUAGUACAUCCUUUAGUAAUUUAGAUAAUAAAGAAAUCAAAAUAAAUUCUAAAGAGUUUAAAAUAAUUUAUAUUGCACCCAUGAAAUCAUUGGUAUUUGAAAUAACCAAUUUAUUUCAAACAAAAUUAAAAAUAUUUAAUUUAAAUGUUUGUGAAUAUACAAAAGAGUAUUCUUUGUCAUCAAAAGAAUUAGAACAAGUGCAUAUAAUUAUUACAGUUCCUGAAAAGUUGGAUAUACUUUUAAGAAAUAGUAGUUACUCAACUACUGUAUCUGAUGAAUCAUUAAUUAAAUAUAUCAAAUGUUUAAUACUUGAUGAGGUUCACUUAUUAAAUACAGAUAGAGGAGAUGUAAUUGAAACGAUUGUUGCUCGUUUUUUACGAUAUUCAGAGACUUCUCAGUCAGUUAGGAGAAUAAUGAGUAUGUCUGCUACUUUACCUAAUUAUGAAGAUGUGCGUGAUUUUUUAAAAGUAGAAAAUGAUAUGUGUUUUUAUUUUAGUGAAAGAUAUAGAUCUAUACAAUUAGAUAAAACCUUAUAUGGGAUACAUGAAAAAAAUAACCAUAAAUUAUAUACCACAAAAAAUGUUUUUACUUAUAAUGAAAUUAUGAAUAGUCUUAAAAAAGAUAAACAGUGCAUCAUUUUUGUUUGUUCAAGAAAUGAAACUAACAAAACUAUAGAAUUUUUAAUUAGUCAUGCUUUAAAAAAUAAUGAAAUAGAUUAUUUUACUAAUAAUUUGUAUAUAGAUAACAAUAUAGAUAAGAGCAUUAAAAAAUCAAGUAAUUCUUAUAUUAAAGAAUUUUUUACUUAUGGUUGUAGUGUUCAUCAUGCUGGAAUGUCUAGAUCAGAUAAAAUAUUAGUAGAAAAUUUAUUUAAAAAAAAAGCAAUCAAUAUUUUAUGUUGCACAUCUACAUUAGCAUGGGGUGUUAAUUUGCCUGUUCAUACAGUCAUUAUAAAAGGCACUAAUUAUUUUUCUUCAGAAAGUGGUAAGGUAGAAGAUUUAGACAUUUUAGAUAUUAAUCAAAUAUUUGGAAGGUGUGGUAGACCUCAAUAUGAAAAUCAUGGAAAUGCUAUUUUAAUAACUGAAAGAACUAAAUUAUAUAAAUACAUUAAGUUAUUAACAAAUAAUACAAUUAUUGAGUCAAAUUUUUUAAAAAACAUAGAAAACCAUUUAAAUGCAGAAAUCAGCAUAGGAACGGCAAAAAAUGUAGAAGAUGGUAUAAAAUGGUUAGAAUAUACUUACUUAUAUGUUCGUAUGAAAAAAAAUCCUUAUAUUUACGACGCAGAUAUAAACAAUGAUAUUAAUUUAUAUAACAAAAGAAAAGAAAUAAUCUUAAAAGCAGUUAAUAAUUUAAGUGAAAACAAAUUAGUUAGAAGAGUUCUUUUAACUAAUGAUUUUAUAGGGACAUUUUAUGGGAAAAUUGCAGCAAAAUACUAUGUAGAUUAUAGAACUAUAGGAAUAUUUGCAGAAAAUAUUAAUAACAAUGAUUAUGUAGAAAUUAUUGAAGUUAUAAGUAAAGCAAAGGAAUUUGAAAAUAUACAAAUAAGAAAUGAAGAUAUGAAAGAUUUUUUAUAUUUAAAACAAAAAUGUGAUAUUAAAGAAGAUUAUGAUGAAUCUAAAUUUAUGACGUUACGCAUAUUGAUAGAAAUAUAUUUAAGAAGAUUGCAAAUAAAUAAUUUUUCUAUAAUGUGUGAAAUCAAUUAUAUUAUACAAAAUAUCAUUAGAAUAUUAUAUGCCUAUUAUGAAAUAUGUCUAAAUAUUUUAAAAAAUAUAUCUAAUUUAAUAAUUAACACACAUAAUCUUAUACUUGCUAUAUUAAGAAGACUUCCAAUUAAUUGUGGUAUAUUCAGACAUUUUUGCUAUAAAAAUGAAUUAAUAGAUAAAAAAAGGAAAUAUAUCUCAAAUCAUGAACAAUCGAAUAAUUCUCAAAAUAAAGAUGAUUAUUUAAAUAAAAUUAUUGAUAAAAGUUCUCAAAUAAAUUUAUUAGAUAUCAAAGAUGAUUAUGCACAUUCAGGAUAUAAAAGAAAUCAAAAUUACACCAUAUAUUUAAAAGAAGCAGCAGUAAAUAUAUUAGAAAAAAAAAACUUAACUUAUGAAUCUAUAGAAAAUCUAAGUAGAAGUGAAUUAUUUUUUUUUGUAAGGAACGAAGUAUAUACUAAUCAAAUAUUAUAUUAUAAGAACAUUAUACCCAAUUUAUUAAUAGAUGGAUACAUUCAACCAAUAACUCAAACAAUUAUGAAAAUUAAUUUAAAUGUCCAAUUAAAAAAUACUAUAUGGUCAGAUCAGUGGAAUGAUGUAAAAGAAGAUUUUCAUCUUUUUUUAUUAAAUACAUUGAAUGAUGAUAUAUUAUACUUUCAGAAAUUCUCUAUUCAUAAAAAAGACAGAAAAAAAAUACAUGAUAUAUCUUUUGAGUUUCCAUUAUCAAAUCAAAUUCCUCCUCAAAUAACAGUUCAAUUUUUAUCAAUGAAUUGGUGUAAUUUAUCAUAUGUUCAUAUAUUUAAUACAAAUAAUUUAUUCAUUAAUCAAAAAAUAAAUAUAUUUUCAGAAAUAUUGUCAGUUGUUCCAUUGUCUACACAAGUUUUAAAAAUCCCUAAUUAUAUCAAAUUUUUUUCUUUUAAAUAUUUUAAUCCUAUACAAACUCAAAUGUUUCAUGCCACAUUUCAUACAGAUGAAAAUAUUUUAUUAGGUGCACCAACAGGAAGUGGUAAAACGGUAAUUGGUGAGUUGUGCAUAUUAAGAAAUUUAUUAAAUUAUGAAAAUGAAAAAUCUGUAUAUGUAUGUCCUAUGAAGGCUAUUGUAAAUGAACGAUUUAAGAAUUGGAAAAGUAAAUUUAAACUUUUAUUUAAUAAAAAUGUAAUUGAAUUAACAGGUGAUAAAAAUGAAAAUAAAGAAAGUAUAGCAAGUAGUAAUAUAAUAAUUUGCACACCAGAAAAAUUAGAUGUUAUAUCUAGAAACUGGAAACAUAAAAAAUAUGUAAAAAAUAUCAAUUUAAUAAUAUUUGAUGAAAUACAUUUGUUAGGGCAAGAAAAUAGAGGAGGAGUUAUUGAAAUAUUAGUGAAUAGAUUUAAAAAUAUGCAGAAUGAUUUAAAAAAAAAAAUAAGAUUAAUUGGAUUAACAACCGUUAUAACAAGUGUUGAUGAUUUAAUAUUAUGGCUAGAUGUAAAGGAAAAUUAUCUGUUUAAUUUUCCAUCAUCUUGUCGUAUAGUACCUUGUAAAACACAUGUUUUAGGUUUUACACAAAAAGCUUAUUGUAAUAGAAUGUCGGUAAUGAAUAAAAAUGUUUUUGAUUCUAUUAAUCAAUAUGCACAAUCUAAAAAUGUUCUAAUUUUUGUUUCAUCAAGAAGACAAACAAGACUUACAGCUUAUGAUAUUAUUUCUUUGAAUUUAAGUAGUCAUAACUUAAAUUUUUUACAUGUUGAAAAUUUAUUAAAUGACAAAAAUCAUAUUAAUUUUUUAUUAAACAAAAAUAAUAAAAAUGAAAAAAAAAGUAAAAUUCAUAAGAAUGACAAAAAGAAAAUUUUAAACUAUAAAGAAGGUAAGUAUAAUCAUAUUACCGUUAAUGAAAAUAUUCUGAACGGAAACUCAUUUGAUAAUAAUGUUCUUGAUAUUAAAUAUAAAGAUAUAGAUAUUUUUGAUUAUAAUACCUUGUUAGAUAAAAAUUUAUCAGAACAAGAUAAAACGGAUAUUGGAGGUUUAUUAUUUCAAAAUUAUUUAAAUGUGAUAGAAGACAAGCAUUUAAAAGAACUUUUAAAAUAUGGAAUAGGGAUUCAUCACGCUGGAUUAAAUGAAAAUGAUAAAAGUAUUGUAGAAUACUUUUUUUUAAAUAAAAUUAUACAAAUAUUAAUAUGCACAUCUACUUUGGCAUGGGGGAUUAAUUUACCAGCAUAUUUAGUUAUUAUUAAAGGAAAUGAAUAUUACGAUGCUAAAACAAAAAAAUAUAAAGAUAUUUCUUAUACAGAUUUAUUACAGAUGAUUGGAAGAGCAGGAAGGCCUCAAUUUGAUGAUAAGGCAUUAGCUAUUUUAUUAGUUCAAGAAAAAAAAAAAAACGCAAUAAAGAAUUUUUUAUAUCAUCCGAUGAAUAUAGAAUCAAAUAUAUUAGAAAACUUGAACGAGUUUAUUAAUGCAGAAAUAUGUUCAAACGUUAUUAAUAAUAAAGAAGAUAUGUUUAAUUACUUAACUAAAUCUUACUACUUUAAAAGAUUAUUUUCUAAUCCUUCUUAUUAUAUAAAAGAUAUACAGUAUGUUCAAUUAUAUGAAAAUAACAAAUUAUCCUCUCAAGCGAAAAAAACAAUAUAUGAUCAUUUAAAUCAAAUUAUAGAUAACACUAUUAAUUUCUUAGUAGAAAAUAAUUGUAUAAAUGUAAUACAAGAAGAUUAUGAUUCCAAAUAUUAUUCUACUCCAUUAGGUCAUAUAGCAUCUAUGUAUUAUAUUAAAUGUGAAACUGCUUAUUUUUUUUAUAAAUCUAUAGAACGUUCUUGCAAUAUAAAUUCAGAAAAAAAUAGUAUUAAUGAUGCAACAGAUACAGAAAAUUCAAAUACUCCUCAAUGUUGUAUUAGUGAAAAUAAUCUCCCAAAUGUAAUGGAAAUAAAUGAUGAAGAAAAAGGGAUCAAAGAAGAUGAAAUAAAAUUUGUUAAUAAGAAGAAUGACAAAUGUAAUUUAAAAAAAGUUUUAGAUUUUUAUGAUUUAUUUGAAUUGAUUGCACAGGCAAAAGAAUUCAAAGAUAUUCCAUUAAGACACAAUGAAGAAAAAUACAAUGUUAAAUUACGAAAUCAAAUCCCUUUAGAUAUUGAUAUGAAUAUGCCUAAUAUAAAAACAUAUCUUUUAUUACUUUCCUGCUUAUAUGAAUGUUCUUUUGAAUCAGUUGAUUACAAUAUAGAUUUAAAAUUAGUACUUGAUCAAAUUGCUAGAGUAAUAAAUGGUUUCAUUGAUAUUUGCUUAUUAUUUCAUAAAUAUAGUUAUAUAAAAAAUAUAAUUUUAAUUUUUCAAUGUAUUAAUCAAAAAAUUAUUCCUACAAAAAACUCAUUAUAUACUAUUAAGAAUAUAAAUGAAUAUCAGAUAAAAAAAUUGAGAGAAUUAAAUAUAUAUAAUAUAAAAGAACUAAUUAAAUUUGAUAAAGAAUUUAUAUAUUCAAUGAAUAUUUUUGAUAAAAAUCAAUUAGAUUAUAUUUUACAAAUACCAGUAUUUAAUGUUAAUAUAAAAUUAUAUGACAAAAAUACUGAGGAAAAAGAUAAAAAAUAUUUGUCUAAUAUACAAUUUAUGACCUAUAUUAAAAAUGAAAAUAAAUUUUGUUAUAAAAUGAAUUAUUAUGAAUCAAAUAAAAUUGUCAUUAAGAUUUUUUUUAAUUUUUUUAAAAAAGUAGAAAAAAAUAUAAAUUCAGGUUCUUCAUCUAUUGGAAAUAUACAAUGGUAUGUUAUUCUUCAUGAUACUAUACAAGAUGAAGCAAUUUCAAUUAAAAGGGUUAACAAUAUUUCUUUAAAAAAAUUGUCAAACGUUUUCUUCAUUUUAGAAGAUAUUGAAAAAGGAACAUAUCAUUUCACUAUUUACAUUCAUAAUGAUACAUAUUAUGGAAUUGAUGAUGAAGUAUACUUAGAGCUUUCUGUUGAAUAA